GCAAUCGCCUAAAAUAUUCAUUUGCUUCCUUCUCUUCUCUUCAUCAUGGCCGUCUUCUUCGUCCACUAACCUCUCCUUCUUCUUCAUACACAUAUAUAUAAUAGCUUUACUAAUUAAAUAGCUCGCUGUUUCUCCUUCAACUCCUGAUCUAGCUUAAAAGAAUUUGUUAUGCUUUUCGGAGUAGCGUUCACGUGAGCUUUUUUGGGAGUUCACUGGAGGUUUGUGAUAAUGCCCAGAGGCGGCUUUUGGGGGAGUUGGGACAGAGCUUCAAAAAAAUUAAAAAAACCUAUUAGUAUUACCUAUUAUUUACUACUAAUAAUAAGAAUUAAUUAAUUAUCUGGGUUGUGGAGUCUGAAGGUCUGAUUUAGGGGCAUACGGCUCCGAUAAGUGAACGACCAAUUCCAUCCGCCGAACUGCCGAUUUGCCUAAGACUUGAAGAAAUCCGAUUUUCCGAACGAGUGUCGACUGAUUCCUGCGUCGUGCCAUCCUGGUGGGCUGCCGCCUGCUUUUCCAGAAAUCCAAUUGGUGACUUCUUUUUUGUAUAUAUGGCCACCGAAAUCGAAAUGCUGAAAACGCCCCUGCUGCCCCACAGAACGACUUGCUUCUUUCCGACGCAAUUUCCAGACAGAGGUGGCGGAUUUGGUGCGUCAUCUUCGUCAAAGUUCCUUUUAGAUCACGAGAAGGCCGGAGGGGGUCAAAAUGGGGGAAAGUCUGGAAAGGAGGACAGCGAUGAAGUUUCAUACCCUUCCUCUCGUUUUGAUGCAUCUGAAAGCGUCACUGGAGGAGACAAAAUUCACGGGAAGCAAUUGACCGCUUUUGUCAACUGGCUGACUGAGAAAAAGGUUAAAGACAAAUCAUCGCACCAUCAGAUUCCUCGAGCCGAAUUCGAAGUAGGAUUCGAAGAUGGUGGUGUGAAGGAUGAGGGCGGUGGUAAAUACCACCUCUUGCUUCCAACUCCGCCGGGGGCGGUGCCAAAAGUUGCUUCCUCUGACCACCGCCCAUCACGUGAUCACAAACCAUCAGUAAUUAGGCCGAAGGAUCACAAUGCGCCGUCGUUUAGGCGUCCACCCAGUGGGUUGGCAAAGCAAGCCCCAUUGCAGCGGUCACCAGUUACCUACAGCAACCACUUUAGUUGUCUGGGGAAGGAGAAGGGACUUGAUGUUGAAAGGAAAGCAUCCUUGCAGCGGCUUUCAAGUGCGGGCAGCACUACCGAUUCUUCGAGUUGGUUUUCAGGGUCAACAUCGGAUGGGAACCGGCCGAAUACCAGAUUCAAUGAUUCACACACGUCGACCACCUCGGGCCCAAAUGAGAAUGAAGUGGUUCCCAGGUGGAAGGAGAGCUAUUACUUGCAGCUCACGCUUGCCAGAAGCAUUGUUGAGCAAGCAACUAUUGCUAUUGAUGAGCCUCUGCAAGAAUGCAUGAGCGUUGAGGGUCUACCAGUAUCUUCUGACCCUCAGACCGUGUCCUUCCGCCUCUGGGUAAGUGGGUGCUUGUCAUAUUUUGAUAAGAUAACAGAUGGAUUUUAUAACAUCUUGGGAAUGAAUCCAUAUUUGUGGGUGAUGUGCAAUAACAUGGAGGAAGGUAGUAGAUUACCAUCUCUGGUGGUACUUAAAGGUACUGAACACAGUGAUACAUCGAUGGAAGUGGUCCUCAUUGAUCAGUGUGGGGAUGCUAAGCUCAAGGAACUAGAAGAUAAAGCUCAAGAAAUAUUUUUUGCUGCAGAGAAUACACUUGUUUUAGCAGAAAAACUUGGAAAACUUGUUGCUGUCCAUAUGGGGGGAUCUUUUCCCAUGGAGCGAGGUGAUCUUUACCAGCGCUGGGAAAUUCUCAGCAAUAGACUUAAGGAUAUUCAUAGUUGCAUCGUUCUCCCAAUUGGUAAUUUAUCUGCAGGGCUUUGCAGGCAUAGGGCUGUUUUGUUCAAGAAAUUGGCGGACUAUGUGGGCUUGCCUUGCAGAAUAGCCAGAGGUUGCAAGUAUUGUGUUGAAGAUCACCGGUCUUCAUGUCUCAUAAAGAUUGUGGAUGACAGAAAAAAUGCUAGGGAAUUUGUAGUUGAUCUAGUAGGGGAACCUGGAAAUGUGCAUGGCCCAGAUUCAUCUAUUAAUGCAACUGAUCUUUGCUCUGUGCUUUCCCCCUUUCAAGUUGCUCAUCCUAAGGAAUUCCAGCUACCUAACAUGGAAGAAAAAGAAAAUCUACCAAUGCAUGAUAUUGUCCUUAUGGACAAGCCCAAAUGUUUCUGGUGCAGUCCAAAUCAGUUUUCUGAAAUCAAAUCACCUGAGAAACUUACCACUACAGCUGGUGUAAUUACAAGAGAUGAAUAUGAUGAACCCAGAGAUCAAAGUAAAAUAGUUCUAUUCCAGAAUAGCACACAAGAGAUUGUUCAGCCUAGACCACCUCCAUUUGCUGGUGGGCAUCCCAGCAUAAGUAAAUAUGUGGAGAGUGAGGUUACGCUUGAGAAUCUGAAGCAUUCGGAAGCAACCCUUCCAAAAUACCUGAAUCUUGAACCAUCUCUUGCAAUGGAUUGGCUCGAGAUCUCAUGGGAUGAGUUACAUAUCAAGGAGCGUGUUGGGGCUGGUUCUUUUGGAACUGUACAUCGAGCUGAAUGGAAUGGAUCUGAUGUUGCAGUCAAGGUGCUAUCUGUCCAAGAUUUUGAAGAUGACCAAUUAAGGGAGUUUCUAAGGGAGGUUGCAAUAAUGAAGCGUAUCCGCCAUCCAAAUGUGGUUCUCUUCAUGGGUGCAGUCACUAAACGUCCACAUCUAUCCAUAGUGACUGAAUAUCUACCUAGGGGAAGUCUAUACCGCUUAAUUCACCGACCAGCUAAUGGGGAAAUGAUGGAUCAAAGGAGGCGCUUACGAAUGGCUUUGGAUGUGGCCAAGGGUAUCAACUAUCUUCAUUGCCUUAGCCCCCCUGUGGUUCACUGGGAUCUUAAAUCUCCUAAUCUCUUGGUUGACAAGAAUCGGACUGUGAAGGUGUGUGAUUUUGGUCUGUCAAGGUUUAAACCUAAUACAUUCAUAUCUUCCAAAUCAGUUGCAGGAACUCCUGAGUGGAUGGCCCCUGAAUUUCUUCGUGGAGAACCAUCAAAUGAGAAGUCAGAUGUGUACAGUUUUGGUGUCAUUUUGUGGGAGCUUAUUACCCUUGAACAGCCUUGGUCUGGACUCUGCCCUGCUCAGGUGGUUGGAGCUGUUGCUUUCCAAAACAGAAGGCUUUCUAUGCCAGAGAACAUUUCUCCAACAAUGGCAUCUCUCAUUGAAGCUUGCUGGGAUGAUGACCCCGCCAAACGGCCGCCCUUUGGUAGUAUCGUGGAAACACUGAAGAAGCAGCUGAAGUCUCCCCUUAAUUUGAUUCAGAUGGGAGGGAACACUAAAGAAGCAGCUGAAGUCUUCCCUUAUUUUGAUUCAGAUGGGAGGGAAGUAAAGGUUCCCAGCUGUUGAUGCAGCUUUUGAAGAAUUUCAACUAUGAUAUUUAUAGAGAGAAGUGUGCAAAACACCGGAGAAGGAACACCAUGAAAUCAUAAAGUAAUAAUAUUUGUAAUACGUGACAUAAGGUGUCAGUGUGUCACUAUACAUCUGCAAGGAAAGUCAAGCAUGAGAGAAUCUUUUGAAUUAUUACAUGUACUAUUUUUGUAUUUCGUAUUAUUCACCUUCCUUAUUAUUGCCUUUUCCUUAUUUGAAGCUUUGUACUGUUGUAGUAUAAAUAAUGCUCGAUCGUUG
Molecule: messenger RNA, 3707 nt
Organism: Cuscuta epithymum
Lineage: Eukaryota; Viridiplantae; Streptophyta; Magnoliopsida; Solanales; Convolvulaceae
Source: the annotation of a GenBank genome assembly